AGCCGGGUAUCUUCUUUACCCCCUUCUUCGGCUUUUACCCAGCGACGCAGGAGUCUGCCAUAGUAUCGAAUUGACCAAUCAGCUUGCUUCUUGGUCUGGCGGGGAUAACCUGGCUAAAGCGUACUUGCAUAGAAACACGGAGGAGACAGUGUGUACAGAAACGAAGAGUAAAUAAGUAUUGUGGUACAAUUUAUAAUAGCCGAUAAACAAUAACUUGAAUAAUACACAUGAAAAUAAUUAAAUCUGAAAAGUAAAAAAAUAAUUUAGGAUCGAAUAGUGCGAAUUGUUGGAAAAAAAUUGACUUACUAAUACUAGUGUGUGGAAAAGUCUCGAAAUUGGUCGAAAGUGAUUGCGUGGAAACAGCGUGUGUGUGUACCGGGAAGAAUAGAACAACGCGUUUGGAAAAAUUCAUCGACAAAAUGAGUAUACGAUUGGCAGAAAAGAAAGAAAACGUUAUAAAAAAUUCGAGCAGCAUAAUCGGAAAUGUAGUCAAUAGUUCGGAUGACGUUUGUAAUGGAACCGUCGAGUGGCAAAAUGGACAGAAUCUUCUAGUUGUUACACAGGAUACUCAGGGCAAGGAAUUAAUUGCAAUUGCUGAUAAUCAGACCAUUAAUGUUGCAGUUGACUCUUAUUGGUUAUUGGAACUUGCACAUAGAGAAUAUCAAGCAGGAGAUUAUGAAAAUGCUGAAAGACAUUGUAUGCAACUUUGGAGGCAGGAAACAAACAAUACUGGAGUUCUUCUAUUAUUGUCUUCUAUACACUUUCAAUGUAGAAGACUAGAAAAAUCUGCUCAUUAUAGCAGUUUAGCAAUUAAACAAAAUCCCUUAUUGGCGGAAGCUUAUAGCAAUCUUGGAAAUGUUUUCAAGGAACGUGGUCAGCUACAAGAAGCUUUGGAAAACUACAGACAUGCUGUUAGAUUGAAACCAGAUUUCAUUGAUGGUUACAUCAAUUUAGCAGCAGCAUUAGUAGCUGCAGGAGACAUGGAGCAAGCAGUUCAAGCAUAUGUGACUGCUCUACAAUACAACCCUGAUCUUUACUGUGUGAGAAGUGAUCUUGGUAAUCUUUUGAAAGCAUUAGCAAGACUUGAUGAAGCUAAGGCCUGCUAUCUAAAGGCUAUCGAAACACGUCCAGACUUUGCGGUUGCAUGGAGCAAUCUUGGCUGUGUUUUCAAUGCACAAGGCGAGAUAUGGUUGGCGAUCCAUCAUUUUGAGAAGGCCGUAGCAUUGGAUCCAAAUUUUUUGGAUGCAUAUAUCAAUCUUGGUAAUGUUCUCAAGGAAGCCAGGAUUUUUGAUAGAGCUGUUGCUGCUUAUCUGCGUGCUUUGAAUCUUAGUCCUAACAAUGCAGUCGUACAUGGAAAUCUGGCAUGUGUUUAUUAUGAACAAGGGCUUAUUGAUUUGGCAAUUGAUACAUACCGUCGUGCUAUUGAACUACAACCAAAUUUCCCAGAUGCUUAUUGCAAUUUGGCAAAUGCGCUCAAAGAAAAAGGACAAGUGGUCGAGGCUGAGGAUUGCUACAAUACAGCUCUUCGCCUCUGUCCUUCACAUGCCGAUUCCCUUAAUAAUCUGGCCAACAUAAAACGUGAACAAGGAUACAUCGAAGAAGCAACUCGAUUAUAUUUGAAAGCGCUUGAAGUAUUUCCUGAGUUUGCCGCAGCUCAUAGUAAUCUGGCUUCGGUAUUACAGCAACAAGGAAAAUUAAAUGAAGCAUUAAUGCAUUACAAGGAAGCUAUUCGUAUUCAGCCAACUUUCGCGGAUGCAUAUUCGAACAUGGGCAAUACAUUGAAAGAAAUGCAAGAUAUACAAGGAGCUCUUCAAUGUUAUACAAGAGCUAUUCAAAUUAAUCCCGCUUUCGCCGAUGCUCAUUCCAAUCUAGCUUCGAUUCAUAAGGAUUCCGGAAACAUUCCAGAGGCUAUUCAAUCGUAUAGAACUGCGCUGAAACUUAAACCUGAUUUUCCUGAUGCAUAUUGUAAUUUGGCGCAUUGCCUUCAAAUUGUUUGUGACUGGACUGAUUAUGAAGCUCGAAUGAAAAAAUUAGUUUCAAUUGUUGCCGAACAACUUGAUAAAAACAGAUUACCUAGUGUACACCCACACCAUUCUAUGCUUUAUCCAUUGUCUCAUGAAUUUAGAAAAGCCAUUGCUGCUAGACAUGCAAAUCUUUGCAUUGAGAAGAUUCAUGUUUUACACAAACAACCAUAUAAAUAUCCACGUGAAAUCGGUGGUCGCUUAAGAAUUGGAUAUGUAUCAUCAGAUUUUGGAAAUCAUCCUACUAGUCAUCUUAUGCAAUCAAUUCCGGGACUUCAUGAGAGACAAAAUGUUGAAAUUUUCUGUUAUGCUCUUAGUGCUGAUGAUGGAACUACUUUCCGAGCGAAGAUUGCUAGAGAAACCGAACACUUCGUGGAUUUAUCGCAGAUUCCAUGCAAUGGAAAAGCAGCCGAUCGUAUUAACGCGGAUGGAAUACAUAUUUUAGUAAACAUGAAUGGGUAUACGAAAGGGGCGAGGAAUGAAAUAUUUGCUUUGAGACCAGCACCGGUACAGGUGAUGUGGCUUGGAUAUCCGGGAACAUCCGGAGCUAGUUUUAUGGAUUAUUUAAUUACAGACGAAGUUACAUCACCAUUGGAACUUGCUAGUCAAUACAGUGAGAAACUUGCUUACAUGCCACACACAUACUUUAUUGGGGAUCACAAACAAAUGUUUCCACAUUUAAAAGAACGUCUCAUUUUAACGGAUAAAUUGAAUAUGAAAGGCAAAGUAGCAGAUAAUGUAGCUGUGAUAAAUGCUACUGAUCUUUCUCCAAUGAUUGAAAAUACAUGUGUCAAAGAAAUACGCGAAGUUGUCGUGCCGGAUGCUAAAAACAAACCAGUAGAGAUUUCAUUGAAAGUUGCAGAAUUGCCAACUACUACUCCUAUUGAAACAAUGAUUGCUUCUGGACAAUGCCAAAUGUCUGUAAAUGGCGUCGUAGUUCAAAAUGGCAUGGCCACUACACAAGUAAACAACAAAACAGCAACAGGUGAAGAAGUGCCUCAAAAUAUUAUGAUUACUACAAGACAACAAUAUGGUUUGCCAGAAGAUGCAGUUGUUUAUUGCAAUUUUAAUCAAUUAUACAAAAUUGAUCCGCUCACACUUCAUAUGUGGGCACAUAUUCUAAAACAUGUGCCAAACUCUGUGCUGUGGUUGUUGCGCUUUCCAGCCGUUGGUGAACCAAAUUUACAAGCAACAGCUCAACAAUUAGGUUUAGCUCCUGGUAGGAUCUUGUUUAGCAAUGUUGCUGCAAAAGAAGAACAUGUUAGAAGAGGACAAUUAGCUGAUGUAUGCUUAGAUACGCCUCUUUGUAAUGGUCAUACUACUAGCAUGGAUGUUCUAUGGACUGGAACUCCAGUAGUUACGCUACCAGGGGAAACUUUAGCAUCUCGUGUUGCUGCUAGUCAAUUAAAUACUUUGGGAUGUCCAGAAUUGAUCGCACGAACACGACAAGAAUAUCAAGAUAUUGCUAUUCGUUUAGGAACUGAUAGAGAAUAUUUAAAAGCAACACGAGCUAAAGUAUGGAAAGCAAGAUCCGAAAGUCCUUUAUUCAAUUGCAAAUUGUAUGCGAUGGGUAUGGAAAUGCUAUACAAAAAAAUGUGGGAACGUUAUGCCCGAGGUGAAAAACCAGAUCAUGUAUCAGCAGUAGAUAAAAAUGAAAGAGAAAAAUUAUUAACAGCUGCAUCUUAAUGGUUUUCAAAUUCUGAUUUUAUUUAUACAGCUUUAAUUUUACAUCUGUUUUUUUGGAAAUCUAGUAUUUAAAACAGAUGAUUGAUAAUCGAUUUCAUGAAAAUAUUGAUUCUUAUAUAAAUUCCGUAUUCUGAUAUUUACUAUUUUAUAUAAUAAAUCAUCGAGCUUUAGAGUAACGUAAGAUAACGUUACAUGCGAACGUUCAAUUAAACAUUUGACGUUUUAAUAUUAAAAUUAUGGAUUGUUACACUAUGCAAAUCAUAAGAAAUAAUUACAUUCAUUUCUUAUGUUAUGCCACUGCAUCUUUUAUCUUAUUAUUUAUACAUAUAAGAUUAUUGUAGAAUGUUCUCGAAAUAUCUUAUAAAGUCAGAUGUCUUAUAUGUUUCGUUUUUCUUUAUUUUCUUUUGUUUUUGUUUUGUUUUUUUAGAUAUUGCCAUAAUUAAAAUGGAAAAAUGUAAAAUUAAUUUUUUUUUUUUUUUUUUUUUUUUUUUUUAAUAUAUAUGAAGUACACAAAUGUAUAUUGAUGAAGAUUUAUAAUAUCAAUGUGAAAUGUGCAGCUGAUGCUACUAUUUUCACUGGAAUGUUCGUGACGCGUGAUUCAUUGACAAUGUUGAAUAAGUACGAAAAUACUUUUCUGGUCAUUUUUUUAAAAAAGAUGUAAUAAUAUUCAUUGUUUAUUUCGAAUAUACUUUUGAAUUCGAAUAUCGUAAUUGACUCGUGAAAAAAGAAUAAAAAACAGGAAAAAAGUUUGGCAGUAGAUUAUUCGCACCAAGAUGUUAUUAUUAGAAGCUAACAGUAAAGAGUGCAAGUUGUAUUAUAUACAAUUAAUUAAUGAGAUAGAUAUGUAAAUAUUAAAAAAAAAUAAUCGUUAGUUAUUGCUUUAAUUUGAUAGCGCGUAAAUUAAGAUUGAAGAAAUGUGUGAGGUAGCGAAAGACGUUGACUGUAGUAAACUUUAAUGUACGUCUAUAGAAUAAAAAAGAAGAGAUUAACAAUAUAAUUUAAAAGAAUGUGAAUGUUGUGUUGUAAGAAUGUUCUGAUAAUGAAUAUGCGAUAUCCGUAAAAUUGAUUUCUUGUUGUGAAAUUUUUAUUCAGUCUUUUAAUACUUAUUAGUUUCACAUAAAAAAAUACAGGUAAUACUUCAACUUGCUUGAAUUUCUUAUUUUCAUUCAAUAUAUUUUUAUUCUAAACAACUUAUUAUGAAAAAGAAAAUGCAUUUUUAAUUUGCAAUAAGUUUUGUUUAAAAAUCGAAAAAUUUAGACAAGUAAAAAAAGCAGCAUAUAUUGUGUUAAAUUUAUUGAAUGUGUGAUUUCAUCCGCCCAUUGUGUGUGUAUUAUUAACAUUGCACAUUCUCAAUAAUGACUAAUUGUCCCUAUUACGCACAAUUUAAAUCGAAGAUACAGAUAUAAAAGUAGUCUUUCAAGAUUCAAAAUUUUUAAUUUUCAUUUUGGAAAACAAAAAUAAGAAUUAUUAAGUAAAAUAGUAAAAUAAAAUGUAAAAUUUAAAUAUUACUUUUUGAUUUUUAUAAGUAAUAUAAUUAUAUAAUUUGUAGAUUUAUUUAAUUUAAUAAUUUAAAAAAAUUUGAAAUAAAUUUACCAAAGCAAAAUAGUAGUACUUAAUUUAUUUAAUAUUUCAUUCUCAAAUUUUGAAUUGAGACAAUUUAAUUAAUGAAAAUAUUGAUAUUUUAUGAAUACUUACGCAUUAUACUUACGCAUAUUUACAUAUAUUGUUUUAUAUAUAGAUAAUGAUUUAUUCAAGUGAAAGUUAUGAUUAUAUAUUCAUAAAAAACAUUCAUAAGAAACAUUUGUUUCUUUUAAUUAUCUGAAGCUUUCAUAAAAAAAUAUCUGAUUUAUUUCAUGUAUGUUGAAACUCAUUACUUUAAUAUUUAUACAAUUCAUGAAAGUAUGAUUAUUUUUCGUUUAGAUGAAUGUUAAUGAUCAUUGACUAUAAAUACUACAUGACGAAUGUAAGUUACCUUUCGAAUGGUGGUGCAUUUCGAUCUUAAGCAUAAUGUAAAAAAUGUAAUUAUUUUUAUUUUAAAAUAUAUUAUGUGUUAAAAAGCUAACAACAAAUUUUUUACAUUAUUGCUUGAUUAUAUAUUUGUCAAAUAUCAUGAUGAAUUAUUUGAAAUUCCUUCUGUGAAACAAUACAUAAAAUAAUAAAAAUGUCUUCUAUAUUAACAAUAGUUCAAUGAUUGUAAUGAAUGAUAAAGUUUAAUAAAAAGUAUAUCAUCUUAACAAAUAUUUUAGAAAGAAAUUGUUUCCAACUAAUAUUCAUAUGUUAUUCAAAAAAAUUAGAUUAUAGUAGUAUAGUAUAGAUUAUAGUAUAGUAUUAGAUUAAUAUAGAUAAUAUAGAUAGUAUAGAUAGUAUAUUAGUAUAGAUUAUAGUAUAGUAUUAGAUUAAUAUAUAGAUUAUAGUAAUUAUAAAAUGAAUAAAAUAAGAAGUAUUAAAAAAGAUGUAAAAAAAGUUAGAAUAGAAAGAUGACGUCAUUUUAUUUACAUUUAAUUAUCGUUUCUGCGCAAAUUAGAAUGAUAGCUUUCGUACUGAUGCAGCAUGAUAAUAGUUCUUAGACGCAAUAUCGAUUGUUUAUGACAACACUAUUAUUAUAAGAGAGUGAAAUUGGGUCGAAAGCAUCUUUCUCAACAGGAAUAUUUCCCAUUGCGUAUUCUCCUCUGUCCUGCUUACUCUGAAAAGAGCAUCGAAGCUCCAUCUUUAGUCGUCAUGUGUCACUAGCAAUAGCCAUUAUUUAAAUGCCAACUAAUCCUCGUUUUAAAUUCUAAUAUUGAAGAUGAUUUAUUGGAAAUUUUACUAUUGUCUCAUAUUUUUCUAAUCGAUCAUAUUAUUUUCUUGAUUGCAAUAAGGAUUUUAUAUUAUUUUAUUAUUUUCUUUAAUAUUGAUAUUUUUAUUAUUACUGAAUGAACAUAACCUAUCUUAUGGAAUAGUAAUAAUAUAUUUACUUACAUUAAUUAGUCUAUAAUAUUGAUAAAUUUAUUUAUUUCCAUAUUUAAAAAGAUUAAGAAUUAAUUUAACUGAUUUUAGAAAUUGCUGAAAAUAAGAGAAGUAUAAGAAAAAAAAUACUAUUUGAAUGGUAAUGAUCUUAGAUACGUAUCUUAUAAAAUAUGUAUAUUUUACUUAUAUUUAAGUUUUUUUUUGCUAUAAAAAGAAAAAUUCCGUAAAAAUGUCAAGUCAUUAACUUUUAUUGGUUUUUCAUAAUCGUUUAUUUGCUCAAAGAAAUCUCAUUCUUCUUUAUGAAGUAAAUAUCAAGAGAUAUUUUACUUACUUAUUUAUUUAUAAAUUUUUCAUGCUUUUAUUGCUUAAUAUGUAUAAAUAUAGCAUAGAGAUUCACAUUUGAUCUAAUUGUCAUAAUUGACUUAUUAAAGAUUUAAUCAAUAUCAUACAUAUUCGAUAAAAUCAUUCCCAGCUUACAAUUUGAAACUUGUUAACUUCAUCUGUUUAUGAAAAAUUUCGAUAAUACAAAAUUAAAAAUAAGAUUAAUUCAUAAAGUAAUCAGGUUUCUACAAUCUGCAAACAUUUAUAAAAUGUAAACUUAAUUAUGAGAAAAUUGUUCGAAAUCUUCCGAAAGAGAGUCUCGAACAACUAUCGCCACUUACGUUAGGGUGGUUCGCGUUUGAGUUUGCGUUCCAAGCUUCGAAGCAGGGAGGGAUCCUUGACAUAAAUAAUCAGUAGUAGAGCACCGCGGUACUGCCCCUGUAGCCAUGGUAACAGCAUCGAUCGAGGCCUACUACAAAGUCGAAACCAGCUACCCUCCUCGGUGUUACGCGUUUCUUUCCAUUUCCCUUCGUUUCCUGUCUUUUUCUCUUCGCCCAUAGUUUCUUUUCUUUGCUUUCUUUCCAUGCACUGUUCCAUCCUCGAACUUCCGCCUUCCUCCUGCAUGGUUUCAUUCCACUUUAUCGUUGUUCCAUCCACUCUUCCCUAGAUUUUUUUCUCUCUCUCUGGCUGCAUUUUCUCCAAUUUCCCUGUGCUCUACUUUUUCAGACUUCUUCGACCUAACUUUCUUUACUGCCAUCUUAUUCCACGAAUAUCCUUCUGUUAUUUUUUUCUUUUUUUUAAACAGAAACUAUUUCUUCUAUACAAAAGAGGAAAGAUCGUCGAUUAUUAAACAUCUUUCAACAAUGGAUACUUAAAAAGUACAACACGUAUUAAUAGCAAAGCAUAUUCUGUCCGAACUCGAUACUCGGUUCUCGCGAUCUAGGAUUAAGAAAUAAGCAAUAUCCAACGAGAAAAAUUAUCAUCACAAAAAAUAAAACGCUCUGUUUUUGCUACAGAAAUUGUACGAUUUCGUAAAUUUGUGAAAAGUAUCUUGCAUACAUACCGUGUACUUCGCACACCUUGUUUUUCUUUUAAAUUCGCACUAUCUUUACAUGAUUUCUCCAUUUUUUUUUUUACACCUCACUUAUAACCGAACUCGAUUAACACAAAAUAUUAGAAAUAUUAAAACCGAUAUGAGAUUUUUGCAAACGAAUUCAAUCUACAAUGUUUAAUUCUUAUUUAAUGAAUUAAAGUAAAAUAAAAUUAAAUACGAAUAAUAAUGUUCUUUGAAAAUUAAAAUUAAUCCUUAAUAAAAUUAAGAAAAUAAAAUUAAUCGUAAAGAGUUUAUUUUGAGUCAUUUUGUUAUUUUUAUAAAUGUAAUACAAUAUAAUUUUUUCAAAUAAUUUUAUUUUAAUCAUUUUUGUGAUAUAAUAUUGUUUAACGAUAUAAAUAACAUAUAAUUUUGGAUAAGAAAUAAUUUCUGAAGUAUAUAAGGAUAAAUCAUAAAUGAUCCAUGAUUAGCUGCUGUCAAUCGAUUAGCUAUCCAAAGGUUAAGUUAAAGAUCUACGGAUUGCAAAACAACUAUAUGGUAUAAAUUUAGCGAUACUUUUUCAAAGUAAAAAAAUAGGAUUUACGUGAUUUGUGCAAUCAAUUUGAUGAUUCAUCACGUUUCUAUUAAACAUCUUUAAAAUUUUUAAGCCGAGCAUGAUAAUGUCCGUUAAACUCGUUCAACGAGCUUCGUUUUCUCAGAGUUACAUGAAACUGCUUUUAGACAUAACGAGGCGCACCGGUGCACUCGUGACCCUGAUUGACGAAACCGUUCCCAGAAAGCCAGCAAGCCAACGAUGCCGUCGCUUUUAUCUAUUUUUAUCUAUCACGGUACUUCUUGGAAUUUUGCAUUCGAUACUUUACAGAAGGAAAACAUACUUAGAAUCGCGAUUGCAAUCUAUCUUUUGUUAAAAUUUGCUUAUAGGAAUCAGAGAAAGAAUCAGGAAAGAUACCAUUUAUAGAAGAUUUCGAAGCAAUACUUUUACUAUUAUCGAUGAUACAUGCAACGAACCAAUAUAUAGUUUCCUCGAUAAAUUAACCGGCUAGUUAUAUUAAUCCUUAAUAUAACUCCAUCAAAUAAAAUUCUCUAGAAUAAUAAAUUACUUCAAGAAAAUUCUUUUUGUUAUAUUUAUUAUAUACAUUAAAAUCAAAGAUUAUAAAAUCAAUCUAUUUUUUAAUCGUGUUUGACUUUCUAUUUCUAAUUUAAAUGUUUUUCAUAUCAAAAUGAAAACCAAUAUAGAAUUAUUAUUUAUCAGAUCAAUAGCUAUCAAAAACGAUAUAUGAUAUAAGUUUAAAAUCAAUUCACGUUCUCAUGAAAGUGUUUAACGAUAAACCCAAAGGAAGAUAAAGUGUGAGUAAGAUCGAAUGUACUUCGAGUCGAUCGGUAAAACACGAAAAUUCUAAUAGAACGAACAAUAGUAACGGUAUAUUUGUAGCACGAACAACAGUGCUGCCGAUAUGUGGGAAAAAAUCGGAAAAAACGAUUCGACACGAUCCGCGAGUCGACGUUCGUGCACGGAACUCGCGACGAAGCCGCUCGCAGCGUGUUUCAAGGCUGAACCGCCUCUUCUCUACACUCUCUUCGACCCCUCCAAAGACGAAUCAUCUCCUUUCCCCUAACUUCAUGUUCGAUUAUCGUUCUCUUUCUCUUUCUUUCAAUCUAUCGGUAGGUUGCGUAUCGUUUGUCUCGCUUCGUUCGUUUCCUCCGUUCGUUCUUUCUCGUUCAUAUUCGUCUGUAUUCGUCGGUCGCGCCACGGCAGUGCUAUCCUAUCGCAUGACUCUGCAGCGUUACGCAACUAACAGAAGGCUAGGUAGGCGACGCAGGUCGCGGGGGUAGACUGUCGGAGAGCUGGAAGAGCGCGCAUGAUCGUUCUAUAACAGUGGUACUCACUGAACCACACAUUCUUUCGACCUUUCUUUCAACAUGUCGAUCAAAUUCUUAAAACUACUUAUAUCUGCGAUCAAAAGAAAACUUCAAAUCUUUGUCUUGGAAAUCAUGUGUGUUAAUUUUGAAUAACGGUGAAAAUACAAUUAUCUAUAAGAUGCGUUAAUAAUAGUUAGUAACAGUCGUUUUUUAUAUUUGAAAAUCGAUGUCAUUGAAGUUAGCAAAGAAAUACAUGUCACAUGUGGAUAUUUCUAUGUGCUCGAUGAGCCACUGUUCAUAACGAUGCCUAUAGCCUAUUCUCUAUAGGUUACAUACAUAUUGCGACGAGACCGAUGGCUCUUCGACAUCUAUCAUUUACAUAUAUUUAUAACGCGAAAUACAAACUUCAACUUUAAAUACGUAAUAAAUAAUUGAAUGAGAUUUGAUUAAAUCUCAAUGAUUAAAUAAAAUGAUUAAAUAAUUUGAUUAAAUAUAUAAAAUAUUAAAUUUAAAUAUAUACAUAUUCAAAAUGCUUGAAUUUAUAAUUAAAAAUAAAUCUAAAGUAUAAAAGAUAGUACAUUUAUUGAAAUUAUAUAUUGAAAAAUAUGUAAAUUACAUAUUUUAGUUAACUAUAUAUUUUAUUUCUUUGAAUUUCUUAUCUAAUAAAGAAUAUUAUCCUGAAUAUUAUAUUUGAAAUAUUUAAUGAACUUGAACUAUUAAACCAACAUAAUGAAUUAAUUAUAUAUAAAAGAAUAAUGGAUAAUUUCCAUGAUGAAUACUUCGUCUUUAUAAAUAAGUACAUUAUGUGUGAAUUCAAUACGUGCUCAUAUGAAAUGUGUAUUGCAUCUAUUUGAAAUUAUGCUAUAUUAAUUUAAACACAAAUCGGUAAACAUAAUCGUAAACGUGCACUCGUAAUUCCAAUAUACUUUCAUACUAAUAAAUAUAGCUGCAUCAUAGCUAUACCAUUAAACAAGAGCUUUCAUAUUAUUUUUCCUUCUUAUAAUUAUCUUUUUAACAAAAUUUAUCUGUGACUUCCUAUGAUUUUGCAACUUUAUUUCCUUUUUAUUUUCAUAUUUUAUGUGUAUAUCGAAAAAAGUUUCAAUCACAAGAAAUUAAUCUUCUUUCUAAUUGAAAAUAAAAAUUAAUAAAAAAUUUUAAUAAUAAAAAUCGAUGAUUUUAAUCUAAAUUUUCCGCGUUUUCUGUUGUGGUACAAUAAAUAUUUAUCUUUCUUGCUAUCGAACUAAGAUAGUAAUCUUAAACUAAUUUUAAUUUAACGUGUAAUUCGAAAAUAUAAAUUGGAAAUAUAAUAAAGUCAAAUUUAAUGUUUAUAAUUACAGAUAUAUAAUGAAUUUAUUAAUACACAAAAUAAUUUAUAAUUAUAUUAAUGAUGUUUUUGUCGAAUUAUUUUUCAUAACACGAUAAAAUAUUUUGAAAAUUCUAUCAGCAAGGAAAAAACGAAUAUUCAGUGUCAUUGAAAAGAGAAAAUACCUACAUAACGUAUCUACAUAUGUCGUUAAGUUUAUCUGGCAAUUACGUAAGAAUAGGCCGGGAAGUACGUAUAAUACUUACACAUAUGCGAGUGCAUAAGUCAAGUAGUCACAUCCAGUUAAGAAAUUAACUAAAAAAAAUUUGUCAUGAAUUUUGUCUUUUCCUUCAAUUUUACUUGUUUCUCUUUUUUUUUCUAUCUUUAUUAAAAUAUUGUCUCUAAAAAUAUAAGUUUUUGUAAGUUUCUUUUUCUUUUCUAUUGUUUUGUCUUAACUUCCAUCCUCAAAAAUUAAAUUUAUACAUAAUGCACUAUUAUAUAAAAAUUAAUAUUUUUUAGGAAUAAAAAACAAGUUUAAAAAUGACAAUUAGUUUAGAAGCAAUAAGUAAAAAUUUUGAUAAUUGAAAACGUAGUAUUCAUUACAUAUAAAAAUUUAAAUUUCAUUUCUAUUUCAAAAAAUAGAUAAAUAACAACAUUGAAUACAUUAUAUAAAUAUUUUCAGUCGAAAUCUAAAAUAUUUGAAACGAAAAAUUAUCUUCAAAAAUUGUAACAUAGAAAUAUCAAAUUAUAAUGUAUAAAAAGUGAAUAAAUGUAAGUGAAUAAUUAACAUAUGUACAAAACCAGCACUGAUAUCUAUCUAAAUUGAGAAUAAUUGCAGUUUGAAAAAAAUUUCUAUUACAGACAAAGCAAAAAAGUAAACCUUUCUUAUGAUGAACGAUAUUUAAGAAUUGGCUUUUAUCAGAUAUUUAAGAAGUAAGUAUUUUUAAUGGAAUUGGUGUAGUAAUGACAAGAUUAACGAACCUGCCGAGCAUCAAUAUCAGCUCGAAAAUUUGUUGAAUGGAAGACGGAAAACCGAAAAGUAGAAUAAUUAUGGGGGAAUAAACAGCGAGAGUAAUUCAUUCUCAUCGGUACUUAUUAAAAAGAGAGACUGAGAGCAACGCUGUUGUGUGAUUCGAAGGCCGCUACUGCCCUCUAAAAUUAACGAUGAUCCAUCGCGUAAAUCCACUAGGGCGAAAGUCCGCUUCCUCUAGAAGGGUCCGUAUGGUAUACUGCGCUUCCGUGUAGCAGUCAAUUUGUUUCGAACGCACUUUAUGCCUGAAUCGAUAUAUCGAUAUAUUUUCUCGGAGAACACACGAUUUCUCUAUGAUUCAUGUCUUAUGAAUAAUAUUUAUUUUAUCGUCAAACCAAUUCGAUAUCGAGAAAGAAUUUUAUAACUUCUUUGAUAAUUUCUAUAAAUUUUUCCACGAUCGAUAAUAUAAUGCUGUAUCUUUUUACUUUGUGAAAUCAUGGUAAGUUAGGUUAGGUAGCUCUAUACAUGAAACUUGAGUUAUGACAUAUUGUAAUACUUUUAAAUGUAACUCCGUUGAAUUGUGAAAAGAUAUAGAAAUUGAUGUAUAUACGUUUUUUUUUAUAAUUCUUUAACAACUUGGAAGACUAUUGUUCAUAGUGAUAAAUUAUGAUAGAACAAUGUGAAAAAACAAAAGAGAAAAACGAAUGUUUUUAGUACUUAUGAAGCAUCAUUAUAUAAAUUAAAUCAUAAUAAUAAUAAUAAGAAGAAGAAAGAUUUUUAUUCUGAUAUUCCGAUAUAUUUUCUCACAACGCGUUUUUGACGUAUCAGUAUUAUUUGUUGUUACAAUUUCUUAUAGAUAUAGAUAUAUAUUUCAACUUUACUAUAGUGCAAAUAUUAAUAUUUGAACGAUACUUAAACUAAUCUCAUUAUGAUAUUUUUUAAUAUUAUAUUACGUUAUUCUAACAUAACAUUUUUUAUCUAUCUAUCUACAUUUAUUAUUUUAAAUAUCCCAUAACAGAGCAUCAAUCAUUGUAAUGAAAUUGAACUAUAAAACUUUCUUAGUGAUUAAUCCUAUUUACGAUUAACAAAGCAUAGCAAUAAAAGCAUAAUAAAAUAGUAAAUGAUGAAAAUAAAAGAAAUGAGUAAUAGAAAAUCGAAUAAAAUGGUGAGUAAAAUGGUGGAUAAAAUGGGAUAUCACUGUUUUUAUAAGAUAAGGUGCAAUAUGCGACUAAAUAUGACUAUAAUGAAUACAUUAGUACUUACUUAUAUAUUCAGAUAUUUUACAGCAAAUUAUGAUGGAUCCAAGACGAAAUUUUCAUUUGAGUCAGCAGAUUUGCGACGAUUAAACUUAUGCAGUGUGACGACCGAGCCGUUCGACCUACUUCGUAAAAUAACGCGACGGUAGGCGUACUUACCGAAAUGUAGGACAACGGUAUUCACGCGCAGGAAGCAGCGCAAUUAUGGAUACACGAGAGAACGCGAGCGACCGCGCACGCGUGAUUCUAACCUCCGCAAUUGUGCCUCCUGACACGACUCUACCGUUGUGGAAAAAUACGGCCGCAUCGUCGUCGCACGUUCCAACUAUCUGCAUGUCUUGAAAAUCUUCCAUUUCUUUCAAGUUUUCAUUAUUGAAAAAAUGGAUUUGCAUAUGCUUUUACUUAUGAUGAACGUUUAUUUAUUAUAUUAGGACCUCUUCUAUUAUUAAAGUUAAUGUUAUAAGAAUAAUAUCUCAAAAGUAUGACAAUUUUUACGUUAUAAAAUUGAUGGUACAAAGAGGAGAAAAUACUGCAGCCAGCGAGAGGCGAGAAACGCGACCCUAAUAUUCAGCUCUGCGGAGAUGAACGCUAAAGUUGAUCUAGUAAAUUUGCGCGUCCGUUUCAUAGAUGCGUUGGCCCAGUUUGCAGUGGCUAUGAAAGCAAGGAGCACCACGAUGAGAGUUAGAGAGAGGGCGUGAUAUCUGUGUCAUCGCACAAGCGCCGUGCUUCAACCGAGUACGAUUCACAGUGGUGUUCUUGGCCCGUUUGAGGGCCGUGUAUCCAAGAAAUGUUCCAUCGAAAUAUAUUUUAUUUAUAAUAUUCGAAUAUUCUAUUUUUCCCAAUAUUUUUUAUUUAUCUUUAUAAAUCGAGAUGAAUCUAGCGAAGAACUGAAAUAAGAAAGUUCGCGACCUUGACAAUAUACGAUAAAUAAUUGCGCUUUGUUUCAUAUCGCCAUUAAUCAAUAUAUAUAUAUGCUAUAUUACAUAUAGCAAUAUUAUAUUUUAUCAUUUAUAGUAGAGCUAGUAAACCAGAUUGGAUAUUAAUGUUCAAUAAUUUGGGAUUUUUCCAAAAGCAAAGAGGUUCCUUUCAAAAUUAAAUUGAAUGCUUUGAAAAUUAAUAACGACGAGGAGGAUUGUAUUCUUUCGUAACAGCUUUUGAAAAUUCGUACGAUGAAUCUCUAGAAAUCUCUUUCUGUGUGUCGAUUCAUCUGCUCGACCCUGCCACGAUAAUUCGUUCUCUAGUGGAGCGCUUACGUAAGAAAGCCGUACCUACCUACCAGCCCACCUCCUAGCUAUUCAAGGGAUCAAGGCAAACCGGUAGGCUGAACAGGCAGGCAGCCAGGCAGGCCAGAAGAAACGGGCAAGCAGAGAGCAACUAGAGAGGAGGUUGGCUGGCAGGCAGGCAAACUAGGAUGCAGGUAGAUAAGUAGGUAGGUGGGCACACGUGAACGCGCGUGCGCAUACUCUCUGAUAAACCUGCCAAACGGAUAGAGUCUGCAACAACGGAAAUAUCUCUCCGCUCCUCCUCCGACGCCAGUGUGCCCUCUUCUUUGCUAUCUUUUUCGUUUCCUGCUCCACCUCCUAUUGCCGGAUUGAAGGUUAUGCAUUGUCAAUCACACAGCUUAGGCAUUUGCUUUCAUUUUCUUCUGUUGAUUUGUUUUACGAAUUAGUUAAUACGAAAUGGAGUAGGAAUAUAUUUUUUUUCUCUUUUUCAACCCUUUAUCGACAAAUAUUCAUGAGAUAUAUUGAUCGUUUAUUGAAUAAUUUAUAUGUUAUAAAGAGAUAGUGGAAGAAUAAAUAAAAUGUGUAAUAUUCUUGUUGUAAAAAAUUUUCUUUCUGAUUCAAACGAAAAAAUAUCUUAUUAACAAGAGUAAAUUCCGAGGAUUAAAAUACUGUCGUGAAUUAAAUAUUCUUAGAAUCCUAAUGAAACUUGUAUAUUUUUUUAGACUUUUGCGAUGCCAAUACUAACGUUACGAACUACUAUAUUUAAUUUUAAAACAACAAUGACGUUUUCAUCAUAGCGACUAUUUUAUUUUUAAAUUUUUAAAUUUAUUUUUAAAUUAUGCAACGUUGUUAUGAUUCUAAAAUUAUUCAUUGAUGAAUGACAACAUAAUUUUUGCACGAUAGAAAUUUCCAUGUACUUACUACGAAGCACAUAUUACAUAACAUCUUGAUUUUCAAGAAUAACGUGCAAUCCCGACAAAGGAAAUCAGGGACACAUCUAAUUGAAAGACUAAGAUGUAAUCUAUACCAUCUUUAAUAAUUGAGAUUCUAUCAAGAAUGGUAUAGAUUGAGAAACACUGUUUGAAAAAUAAGUAAUAUCAUAGUAAAAAUAUUGUACGUGAAUAUUUAUGUUUAUCUAUCUUAUAUCAAAGUAUCAAAAUAAUAUACGGAUAAAUAAUUUUUUAUUCUUAAAAAAUUUGCAAAGCGAAUUAUAAAUGACGAGAGAGAAAAAAAUUAAAAUGGAUAACAAACGAAUAAUAGAUUGUUAUAAAAUUAUAUGCAAGUAUACAUAUUAUAUAAGUAUACAUAGAUAUAUAUUAUAAAUAUUUAUUGAUAUGAAUAAUGUAUAAAAGUAUUUACCAUUUACAUAUAAAAACGCAGAUGUACGUUAUAAAUGUACCAUACAGUAAUGCACUUGCAAUUAACUGCUCAUAACCAGUUGCCUAUCCAGACAGAAACAGUAACAUAACCUAUUUCGCCGUUUAUUAGGAAAGUGCAUCGGUUCGUUCCAGUCGAAUGAAUGAACCUGUAGAUACGUAUUAUUUAUCGCUUUGCUCGAAGAGUAGUUGUAUAUUAUAGAACAUUGUGAAACAACUAUAUAUCGUGAUGAUAGAUAAAGGAGCGUUUGUCCUACAAUGGGAAAUUUUUAACGGCGAUAGUGAGUAAAUUAUUCCACUGACAAUCACAAAAUCAAAUUUCUCGACAUUUAUCAUGAAACGAAAGAGAAUCUCUUCUACUAGAAAUAACAUUGUCUAAAUGCAUUUGAUUUCUUAUGCAUAAUUUUCGCAAAGCAUCGUUAUCGCAAUAUUCAAUUCCCAAAAUAAAAAACUUUAUACAUUUGCCAUUAUAAUGCAUCUACUUUGCACAUUAUGUAGAAAUGUAUCGAAAUAGCAAAUUUAUACGUACGAGCAGUGGCGUAGUGGGACGUUGGCCAGUAAUUGGGCCAGUAAAACGGGUCAAUCGAUUUUGUCGCGAAAAAGCUUGCGGUCCAAAAACCUAUUUAGCUCGACGAGAGGAGGAGAGGGUUUACAAUACGCCGCAGUGACUCAGCUUGCUUCUUUGUAUUCUUUUUUGAUCGUUUGUCUUUGAAUUCCAUAAUUGUUCAUCAUGCACAACUCACGCGUUCAUUGGUCAUUGUACUUCCGUUUAAUGUCCCCAUGUUUGUUGUAAGCUCUCGUAAAAAGGGACGCAAGCAGCUGACCUCGAUAAUAAAUAUGAUAUCUUUCAUAGUUACUCGACGAUCGAACAGUUACAUGAGAAGCAAAGAUUAAGAUGAAUAAUAUUAAGCUAUAACAAUAUGUAUUUAUUAAUUCGUUAUUAAAUCACAGUUUAGAAAA
Apis cerana (Asiatic honeybee) is the source of this 16973-nucleotide messenger RNA. RefSeq names its product O-linked N-acetylglucosamine (GlcNAc) transferase sxc (gene sxc). NCBI's taxonomy places the organism in Eukaryota, Metazoa, Arthropoda, Insecta, Hymenoptera, Apidae. Gene Ontology annotation, molecular function: protein binding; protein O-acetylglucosaminyltransferase activity. The record is from RefSeq and is a predicted model, not a curated record. Gene Ontology annotation, biological process: protein O-linked glycosylation.